Messenger RNA from Trichoderma virens Gv29-8, 1221 nucleotides. RefSeq lists its product as uncharacterized. NCBI's taxonomy places the organism in Eukaryota, Fungi, Ascomycota, Sordariomycetes, Hypocreales, Hypocreaceae. The record is from RefSeq and is a predicted model, not a curated record. The annotation marks the transcript as partial. The transcript has 4 exons.
AUGUCUUUCACAGAUGAGGAGCUUGACCGCAACUGGCAGCCCAACGGCCGACGCCCUCAGUCAACGAUUGCCAGAAACUUCCAAUUGGAGCUGGAGGACAUCUUCAAUCUCGACGAAACCAAGGCUGAGCUCCAGCAGUCGUACGACACGAGAAAAUACAACAUCAACAAAAACACCGAAGAGCUCACCUCACUAGAGGCCCGCCUCCGCGAAAUGGAACAGCGCCUCAACGCCGCUCUCCCGGCCGACCAGAAGGGAUCCGCAGCCUCGACCCCCAAGCAAGAAGCCUCGUCUCUCUCUGCAGCUCCCACAGACGACAGUAAGUCCAGGUCGCGGCCAGGAACCGCUCGGCCGACCCAGCAAGCCCCCAGCUCUGGUGACAUGCCUCCAACCCCCGGGGCCAGUGAAGAUGGUGAUCGCGAGUAAAAUAUAAAAUCAACAAGGGAAAAAAAAAAUCAGUCUGCAUUCUUUUCCUCUGAUGCGCCGUUCUUACGACAAUGAUCCCCUCCUAGUUGGGCCUUUUCCAACGCCAAACCUCACAUAGGUCUCUCCCAGGUUCUCAACAUCACGGAAACGACCCCAGGAGCCUGGACUUGCUACGACAAAAAUCACACUCGCCAUCAGCCGCAAACCGCUUUUCUUGUCUUUAUUCUUCCCCCAACGCUCUCGUUCAGCUCAGGUAUAAACAAAAAACCAAAACAAAACAAUACAAACCCCCCAAACUCACGCAACUGAACAACCUGAAUCGGGACCUCCGAGAAACUUUCCUCCGGCAUGCACUCGUUUCAACGACCACGUUUUCCUCCGGCGUUUACAGGUUCACCGCAAACCACUGUUCUUCCAGAAUGGAAGCUGCAUCUUUGUCUUUUCCGUUGUUUUGCCCUUUUUGCUUUCACCCCCCACUAUUUCCUUAUAAUACAAAAAGAGGUGUAUUCGACAUACGCCUUGGCCGAGUCCGUGUCCGCACGCGCUCAACUAUACAUACCACAUACAUUAUACCACAUUAAUGCACACACGCAAAGCAUGUUUCUUUUCGAAACGAAAUGGGCUACUAGGAGGCAAUUGGAUGGGAUGGCUAGAUGGAUGGGGUGGGUGGAUGACAUGUUGGGGGUCCGCGGCAUAGCAGGAAACCAUCCAUUGGCCUCUCCCAAUAAUGACGGGCUGGGGAGUGCAUUUGUAUAUACCACCUCUAGGAUGAAUGCAAUACAGAAAGCUAUAAAC